UCCUCUUCCUCUCUAAACCCAAAGCCAGAAUAGCAUUAGCAGCCAUGGCCAUCCCAGCUGUACUCGCCAUCGUUCCCAUUGGCGUUCUUUUCAUUCUCUCAGGCCUCAUUGUUAAUCUCAUGCAGGUAGUUUCUUUCAUCCUUCUUCGUCCUAUAUCAAAGAAGUUGUAUAGAAAGAUCAACAAAGUAGUUGCAGAGUUGCUCUGGUUGGAACCCAUAUGGCUUAUUGAUUGGUGGGCAGGAAUCAAGGUUGAGUUGUAUGUAGAUUCAGACACCUUUCAGUUAAUGGGUAAAGAACAUGCACUUGUCAUUUGCAAUCACAGAAGUGACAUUGAUUGGCUUGUUGGAUGGCUCAUAGCUCAGCGCUCAGGUUGCCUUGGUAGUGCACUAGCCAUCAUGAAGAAAGAAGUAAAGUUCCUCCCAGUCAUAGGUUGGUCAAUGUGGUUUUCUGAAUAUUUCUUCUUGGAAAGAAGAUGGACUAAAGAUGAAAUUACAUUGAAGUCAGGUUUUCAACAACUAGAGGAUUUCCCCAUGCCUUUUUGGUUGGCCCUCUUUGUAGAAGGAACACGAUUUACGCAGGCAAAGCUAAUGGUAGCUCAAGAGUUUGCUGCUUCAAGAGGGUUGCCUAUUCCUAGGAAUGUCUUGCUUCCACGUACAAAGGGUUUUGUUUCAUCAGUAAGUCAGAUGCGCUCAUUUGUUCCAGCAAUUUAUGAUUGUACAGUAGCUGUUCCCAACAAUCAGCCACCGCCUACAUUGUUGAGAAUAUUUCGAGGGCAAUCUUCUGUGGUAAAAUUACAAAUCAGGAGACAUUCAAUGCAGGAAUUGCCCGAAACGGCUGACGGAAUUGGACAGUGGUGUAAAGAUGUAUUUGUUACCAAGGAUGCUUUAUUGGAGAAGUACUUUGCUAAAGGCACAUUCAGUGACCAGCAACUUCAAAACAUUGGCAGACCUAUGAAGUCCUUAAUUGUUGUGUUACUCUGGUCCUGCCUACUUGGCUAUGGAAUUUUCAAAUUCGUUCCAUGGUCUUCCCUCCUAUCCUCAUGGAAAGGCAUUGCAUUUUCAGCUACUUUCUUGGUCCUUAUUGUAAUUGUUAUGCAAAUCCUCAUCCAUUCAUCUGAAUCAGAGCGUUCGACACCGCUCAAUAUAACCCCACAAGACCAAACCAAGGAGAGACUCGUUCAGAAAUGAUCUUCUUAUUUAAUUAUUAGUGCUAACAAUUAGGCAUGACAGUGAUCUUCAAAUGUGAUUAUAAUUUUGUUGUUGUUUUGUUUUUAGGUUUCUUCAUUUGAAAUUGCCAAGCUUAUUGUUCUCUUGUUGUAGCUUGGAAAUGUAUACACACACACACAAAAAUUUAGGCAAUAUGCUUGUGUAUUGUUGUAGCGGGACAGCUCUGUAUUUAUUUAUUUAUUUAUUGAUUCAU
Molecule: messenger RNA, 1419 nt
Organism: Prunus mume (Japanese apricot)
Lineage: Eukaryota; Viridiplantae; Streptophyta; Magnoliopsida; Rosales; Rosaceae
Product: 1-acyl-sn-glycerol-3-phosphate acyltransferase 3-like
Cellular component (GO): endomembrane system
Molecular function (GO): 1-acylglycerol-3-phosphate O-acyltransferase activity
Source: RefSeq, a predicted model, not a curated record